CCUUGUGGUCAGAGAGCGUCUGAUGUUUGUGUUUUUUUCUGCUCAUGUUCAGACUGCAGAGAUGCGCUCCACCCGCGUCUGUUUAUAUUUCCUAAACCCAUAGAUCAUAUUAUUGUGAUUUAUCUAUCAAUAUCUGUUUUUGCUUAUCGAUGGUCAUAAUAUGACGAGCCCUUUCUCCAGACCUUCAGCUCAAGGGGCCACAGAGAAGGACCGGCUGCUGAGCCCCGCGAUGGGAUACGGCUCCGCCGACCUGAACGGCGGGUGUCAUGGCAGCCCUGCCUCCCUGGACGUGUGCUCGUCGGGCUCGGGGAAGCGGGUGGAGGAAGAGGAGGAGGCCCUGAGGAGGAGGCUGAAGUACUUCUUCAUGAGCCCCUGUGAUAAAUACCACGCUAAAGGCCGCAAACCCUUCAAACUGGUCCUUCAACUGCUGAAGAUCAUCUUAGUCACUGUACAGCUGGUGCUGUUUGGUCUCAGUAAUCAGAUGGUGGUGGCGUUUAAGGAGGAGAACACCGACUCCUUCAAGCAUCUGUUCCUGAGAGACUAUCUGGAUGGUUCUGAGGAGCCGCUGUGUAUCCACACACAGAAAAGCAUCCACGAUCACAUCAACUUCGCCAUAGAGCAGUAUCUGGCUCUGCCGCAGACGUCAGUGGGCAGGUACGCGUACGUUCCAGGUGUGGGUCUGAACGACAGCGCCCUCUAUCUGUGCCAGCACUACUACAAGAAGGGCACCAUCGACCCCGUUAACGACACGUUUGACAUCGACCCUCAUGUUGUCACUGACUGUGUCGGAGUGGAUCCACCGCCAGACCCUUCAGCUCCACUGCAAAACCACUACAAGAACAUCAGCCUCAAUUUCCAAAAGUUGAUUAAUGUGACCAUCCAGUUUCAGCUGAAGGCCAUAAACAUCCAGACGAUUAUUAAUAACGAGAUUCCCGACUGCUACACCUUCUCCAUCACUAUCCUGUUUGAUAACAAGGCUCACAGUGGUAAAGUGAAGCUAAGUUUACUCAACGAGGCGUCCAUUAAAGAGUGCAGAGACCCCAAUGUGUCGGGACACGCGGACAGUUACGCGCGUGUGACGUUCGACGUGUUGGUGGCGGUGGUCUGCGGUCUGUCUCUGGUGUUGUGCGGACGCUCCAUCCUCAGAGGGGUUAUCCUGCAGAACGAGUUUGUGCGAUAUUUCCGUGAGUCUCUGGGCCGUUCGGUGUGUUGGGGCGACCGUCUGGAGUUCAUCAACGGCUGGUACCUGCUGCUCAUCACCAGCGACGUUCUCACCAUCAUCGCCUCCUUCAUCAAGAUCGCCAUCGAGACUAAGAACCUGUCGUCCUAUGACGUCUGCAGUAUUUUGAUGGGAACUUCCACCCUGAUGGUGUGGGUCGGGGUGCUACGAUAUUUCAGCUUCUUUCAGAAAUACAAUAUUCUGAUCGUGACUCUAAGAGCCGCUUUUCCAAACGUGAUCCGAUUCUGCUGCUGUGCUGCUGCCAUUUACAUGGGCUACUGCUUCUGUGGCUGGAUCGUUCUGGGACCCUACCAUGCUAAAUUCCGCUCUCUCUCUACGGUGUCAGAGUGCCUGUUUUCUCUGAUCAACGGAGACGACAUGUUCGCUACGUUCUCGGAUAUGGAGCAGAGCGGGGCGCUGGUGUGGGUCUUCAGUCAGGUCUAUCUCUACACCUUCAUCUCGCUCUUCAUCUACAUGGUGCUGUCGCUCUUCAUCGCGCUCAUUACCGGAGCCUAUGACACUAUCAUGCAACAAACUCAGGAUGUGCCACAAGUCUCUGAACUGCACCGGUUCAUCGCUGAAUGUCCCGACACUCCGACCUCCGGAAACUUCCGUAGCCCGGAGCCGUCGACAUGUUCAGUCUUCUGCUGCUUCAGCUAGAGAGACAGUGUGUGUGUAUGUGUGUGUAUAUGUGUGUGUGUAUGUGUGGAGGGGUUUCUGGGUAACGCUUCAUUUAUCUCACACACGGGACGGACAUACACUCCUGCGUUUUUUUGUUUGUUUACAGAUAAACUUGUUUUAACUACGCUUUUACAGCAUUUAAAUCCGCUAUAAGUAAUGAGCACACUGUGUUUGCAUAUUCAUGAGCAUCUUAGCUUUGUGAUAAGCUCAUGUUGCACUAGAACCGCUAAAGUAAAUGGUGUCCUCUAGUGGCGAGGAGGAUUUACAGCACACGCACUAAUGCCAACACAAAUGGAAGCAGAACAGCAGUUUCAGGUGCUUUGGUGACUCUCAUGACAACAUGUCCAGGGCAGAUUUCAGCCUAAAAUCAAAGGGAAAAAUAAGAAAUUCUAUUUUUCUUUAAAAAAUUAAUCCUUUUUUUAGAACCAUUAUGAUGUUUUAUUUUCAUGACAUUUAAAGUAAAAGUUUUUUUUUUUUUCUUAUUCUAAUUACUGUAUUAAAAAAAAAAUACUGGAAUUAUUUUUUCAAUUUAAAUACACAUACAUUUAAGAUGCGGAUUCAAAUGUUUAUAGGCUUUGUUUUCAUAAAUGCAAAGCAACAUUUAUUUUAAAUGUGCAUACAUUCAUGACACUAUACCAGGGCAUUCUUUUUUUCAAGAUAGUGACAUUCAUUUUUAACAAAUAGAAUAUUUGUGUUUUUAAUAAACCACAGUUUUGCACAUUUUUUUAGCUUGUAAUUUAUUUGAACAGGGUUUAAAAUGGUUGAUUAUUUGUGUAAUGAAAAUAAUGUAUCGAAAAUAGGCUUUGUUUUAGGCUGAAAUAUGACCUGCACAUUUUUGUGAGAUUCGCCUGGUCAUUUUUAUUCCGUUCAUAUGGCCAGCUAGGACCACAUCUGAUUUUAUGUCAGAAAAUAUUUUUUAAAAUGUGUUUUGUGCAUAUAUAGAUAUUAUUAUGCUUAUGUUUCAUAUGCACAGUAGGAUAUUUGUGCUUUGUCGCCAUCAUAUGGAUGAUAAUGCCACAUUCAGACGCCCUUUUUGUGCUUUGUUUCAGAUUUCUCUUGCAUGUCCGUGUGUGUGUGUGUGUGUGUACGUGGUUUACAGAAAGCAUAGCUUGCAGGUUUAUUCUGUCAUGAAUAUUAAUGUGGACGGUGUAUUGUACCUGUCUCCAGUGCAUUUGCUCCUUUCAAAGCAUCACACACUCUGAUGUUUGGAGAAGCCUUGGGCGUCUAGAGAGGUUUUUCCCUGCACAUUGAAACACGGGUCAGUCCAUCAGGGAAUUACUCGAGCGUUGAAGCUUUGAGUGUUUUCUGUGCGUUCACAAGUGCGUUUGUGGUCAGUAGCAGGAUAAUAUUGUCUGAAAUGGCUGAUAUUUCUUUUAAUUCUUAAUUAGAUUCAAUACUAGUAAUCUAGAAACAAUAAUCAGUGGUUUAGAAUGAGGGACCAGAUAAAUACAGGACUGAGAGGGAACAUUUCCAAGUGAUUUUUAUGAUUAUUGUAAGCUAUUUAUGAGCUCCCAGUAUAGCAUAUUUAUGAAGCAUUCAUGCAUUUUUCUACACUAAUAAUCAUCUUCAGCUUUUGGCAGUUUAAUAUCAGAUCCAUUCAGAUCUAUUGAAUUCGAAUUGAAUUUGAUUCAUUGUUUUUGUGGUGAGGAAGAUGGUGGUUUUGCCUUGAUGUAAUUGUUUCUUAAAAUGAUUUGCUGGUGUAGUUUCCUGAUUAUUGUGACAUGUUUACUGAUGUUUUAGGGGUGUCUUAAUGAGAUUUAACUGUGAAUGAGAUUUAAAUGCUGUAUUUUAUUUUAAUUUAUUGUAUGUAACUGUAAGCUGAGAUGCUUUUGGUCCUUGCAUUUGUGUCACAUCUUUUAUUUAAAGCAUCAGAUAGUGACACUCAUUUUUAACAAAGUAAUAUUUGUGGGGGGUUUUUACAAUGCAGUUUUGCACAUUUUUUUUUUGUUCAUAAUUUAUUCGAAGGGAUUGAAAGUGUAUCUGUUGUUUUUUGUAUAAUUAAUUUAAAAUGGUUGAUUCAUAUGCACAAAUUUGAUGUCUCUCUCCAUUCUCAGACACAUUUUAACACUCACUCAAACAUCCGCUCUUAAAGUCACAAACAAAACACAUCUGUGAAGGUCAACAUCAAACAUUCUGCUUGUUUUAUGGAUUAAAUCACUGAAGCUUCA
This is a messenger RNA of Ctenopharyngodon idella (grass carp), 4068 nucleotides long. It is a transcript of the gene mcoln1b, whose product is annotated as mucolipin TRP cation channel 1b. Gene Ontology annotation, molecular function: NAADP-sensitive calcium-release channel activity. Gene Ontology annotation, cellular component: plasma membrane; lysosomal membrane. The coding region runs from base 161 to 1879 and encodes 572 amino acids. Lineage: Eukaryota; Metazoa; Chordata; Actinopteri; Cypriniformes; Xenocyprididae. The record is from RefSeq and is a predicted model, not a curated record. The transcript is spliced from 13 exons.